GAAAGUAACUCUAAAGGAUGAAAAACUCACACUUGGUCCGCAAAAGCUCCUAACUCUCUGGUUGGUGUAUUUGGACAAGAUAGACUGAGGAGCUCCGAGUCAAGAUGGGUCUCACGUUUUUGGACUGCUCCUUAGCUGCCCUUGGGAUCUUUCUCAUCAAACGACUGCUCAGCCCAAAGCCUUCUGUACCACUACCACCAGGUCCUAGGCCGCUCCCCAUUGUAGGAAACAUCCACAACGUCCCUCUUGAAAGAUCAUGGGUCAUGUUUGCAGAUUGGAAAACAAAAUAUGGGGAUAUUUUAUCCUUCCAUGUGCUCGGAACCAGACUUGUCAUUGUCAACUCGGCAGAAAUGGCAGUCGAUAUUUUAGACAAGAAGAGUGCAAUAUAUUCUGACAGGCCAUCAUUCACUAUGGCUGGCGAACUUAUUGGUUGGAAAAAUACGUCCAUUUUCCUGAGAUAUGGUGAAACCUUCCGUGAACAUCGACGAAACUUUCACCGCCUGAUUGGAAGUCGUGCGCUGAUGCAAAAAUUUGAUCCGGUCGUGGAGCAGUUCACACGUCGCUUCUUGCAAGAUGUUUUGAAGAAUCCUCAUCAUGAUAAACUAAGACCAUAUAUUCGCAAAAUGGCAGGUUCAAUAAUUCUGAAGAUAUCCUAUGGAUACAAUGUACAGGACGAAAAUGACCCAUUAGUUAAGCUGGCGGAUCGGGCUGUCGCUCAGUUUUCAGAGCUGGUCGUCUUUGGUACAUACCUAGUGGA
Messenger RNA from Serpula lacrymans var. lacrymans S7.9, 757 nucleotides. RefSeq lists its product as uncharacterized. Gene Ontology annotation, molecular function: heme binding; iron ion binding; oxidoreductase activity, acting on paired donors, with incorporation or reduction of molecular oxygen. NCBI's taxonomy places the organism in Eukaryota, Fungi, Basidiomycota, Agaricomycetes, Boletales, Serpulaceae. The transcript has 4 exons. The record is from RefSeq and is a predicted model, not a curated record. The annotation marks the transcript as partial.